Messenger RNA from Strongylocentrotus purpuratus (purple sea urchin), 4281 nucleotides. RefSeq lists its product as uncharacterized. Bases 128 to 2107 code for a protein of 659 amino acids. The transcript is spliced from 3 exons. The record is from RefSeq and is a predicted model, not a curated record. NCBI's taxonomy places the organism in Eukaryota, Metazoa, Echinodermata, Echinoidea, Camarodonta, Strongylocentrotidae.
AUUAUUAUGCAUACACAUGUACCGCAGCGUAUAGUAAACAACGUACCCGAAUGUGUUUAUCAUGUGUAACCAACUACUUUAGGAGGUUCCAAUCAAUCUGGUUUGACUUUAAAAGAGACACCCUAAAAUGAUGCGACAAUCAGAUGACACAAGACCCUUUGCCCUCGUCGGUAUGACGCAGGCAGAAAGGAAAGUCUUGCUGGAUCUAGUUCGACAGGAGGCUCCUGAUUUGCUCCACCCUGGAGCUGUUAAACGGAUACGGUCUGGCACUUGGGCCCUCAUCAUGAAGAAAUUCAACGAAUCCUGCUCGUGUUAUAGAACUGUGGCCCAGCUGAAGUCCUGCCUCCAGAACAUCAUGCGCAAAACCCUCCAGAAAAAGGCCGGAGGAGGGACCGCGCAGCAGUCAUUUCGCAAGAUCAACUUCACACUUUUCGAGAAGAAUUUGAUUCUCAAUCUGGGAAAGCAGCGACCGGUGGUUUUCUCCAAGCUGAAAGACGGGCAGACGCAAGCGGUCAAGAGGAAAGCUUGGACUGAAAUGAUGUGGACAUUCAACAGGACUCAGGGCAUCAAGACGCAGCGCACAGCGAGAGAGAUUAAGAACUGUCUGGUCAACAUGACCAACAGGAACAAAGAGGUUGAUGAGUUCCUCAAGUCACAAAUGCCUGAAUAUGCAAGGCAAAAUGAUAUCCCUGAACAGCCACACUUAGAUGGAACAGUGGUCCUUGGGGGUGUAUCGCAUCCUGUAACAAACGUCCAUGGGACUCCUGUGACACAGAACCCAAUGCAAUCACCUACUAGUAGCGUGCAACGGAGAGGUACUAUGGCUCACAACAAAAAAUCUCAGCCGGCACAGAGUAAUAAGCCUCAAGUUCCCAAACACAGAUUCCUCUUGCCCAAACCUCUGAGUGCACCAGCAUCUUCUUUCCCAAAUAGGUCAACACCAGUUCUCAUAGGUGCUGUUUCCCAAAAUGUGCCAACUCCCCAAACAAGCAUACCACAGAAUAACCAUCCCACCCUGACACACCCAGUUCGAACAAUAUCUGUCCCCCAAGUAUCUAUGAGUUCAUCACAGUUAUCGCCCCCAGUCUCAACUCUUCGGACACAACCUACCCAGUCAGCACUGCCUCACGUAAUGCAGGCGGGUCCAGCUCAACAAGUACAAUCAUCACCAGCACAGCCCAUAGUUCAUGUCCAGACAUUUUCGUCAUCUCAAAUACAACCGUUGCAGCCCAUGUCUGUUCAACAGACCCAAUCUCACUGCUUGCCUCCUGCACAAGAUUCUGACCUCGGGUUAUCCGGUUGGAUCCCAGAAACUCCAUCACAGCAUCAUCAAAACACAACGUCGUCCAGCAAGCCUGCAGUGGAUGAGACCCUAGCAGAAACAAGAGAUGAUUGUAUCAUCGAGAUCAAGGAGGAGAGUGGUUCUGAUCCGGAAGAGCUGUAUGGGCUUGAGCAACAGUUAUCGGCAACACCAAUGGAGAUCCACAAAUCCCCAACAGAUACGUCACAGUUACCAAGAUAUGGAGAUCAACUCAUGAAUUCAGGUGUAAACAGAAACCAACUCCAAGUACCACCUGCCAAGUCUACGACGCCACAACAACCAGAGGAGCUUUCCAGUGAGCAAGAUGGUAUGGGAAAUGUACAGAUCAAGGUGCACAGAGAUCGUGGGGAGAGCCAAGUAGGGCAGAACCAAGCUUUCCCUUCAUCCAGCUUUACAUCCUCACUCCCAACUGAAGAGAACCAUCAUCAUUCCUCUGGCUAUCUCAUUCAGACUAGCUCUCAGUUCGCCUCUCAAAGUCAACUUCUCUCUCAAGAUUCGAGCUGCUCUACGAACGGGCUAACCACCGAUCUCUCAACAGAGAUACAGGACAGCGGCAUCCACCGGUCGGAGCCCGGCAAAGACGCAGACAGCUCCCGCAGGGCCAGGAUCAAGAGGAGAAAGGAGAGCGUUGGCACUUUGAAGAAGCGUCUUUUGCAACGGGAGCACGAUCUUCGAAUUCAAAUGUCGAGAGAGGAGCAUGCCUGGUUGUUGGAAGAACACAUGUGGAAGCGAGAGGAACACGAGCUACGCAUGAACAUGAUCAGGAUCAACUCAAAAUUCUCAUAAAUUUUACAGAGGCUGGUGUAAUAUUAUGGUCGACGCUUUCUCGGCUUCUGAACAAAUUUGAAAUUUGGAAUAAAUUUUGGAGUAAAGACAGAACAAUCUAGUUUUGUCACACCCACACAUAUAAUGUAAUUCUACCUUUGUAACAGUAGGCCUGUCUUCGUCAGACCAAAGUUUGCAAAUUAACUGCUAUUUUAACUAGACCUGAUGCCCCGAUCUCAAAUUUUCGUCAGCCCGCAGUUGCAAUUAGUGGGCUAUUUGGUCGAGAAAAUAUCCUGAAAAUGUUUAAUUUGCACUAGUUUGUGAUGAGCAUAUCGGUCUGGUGAAGACACAAUUUCGAGCUUCAGGAAAAAAACAUCCUGAGUCUAAAGAUAGCGAGUUAAUUUGCAACUUCAGUGUGAUAUAGACAGGCCUAUUGUGUCAGUCUUACCAUCUUUUAAUCCACAGUGAAUAAAAAGCUUAUAUGGCGUUAUGAAGGGAUUUACCACAGGAGCCGGGUUUAUAUGCUUAGUUCUGCUCCCAUGUUUUAUGAGAAGUAAGGGAAGCUGAGCAAAGCAUUCCAUUUAGGUGCGCUAUUAAUUAAAUACAGAAAGCUUGAUUUUGAUUGCUUGUCUAUCCUUAUUCUCUCAAAACUCUUGAAGGCAAAGUACUGUACAUGUACUUGUUGAAAUAGAUUUCAGUUAAUUUCAUAUAUUUUAUUGGACAUUAUUUAUAGUGCAUAUUCUACAGUUGGUCCAUUUUCAUUGCCAUUUUUUAGUGUUAAACUUGCCAAGACCAAAGUUGUCAUGCUGCAAAUCAUUGUCUUUUAAACAAUAAUUUAAGGUAGGUUUGUAAUUGUAAGAUAUAAUUUUUUCUUGCAAAUCUUCCUUUGACUGAUUUUAAAGGACAAUCCAAUCUCUUCUUUUGCGUGGAUAGAGAGGAGAAAAAUUAGAGAAACUGAUUUGAACAUAAGUGGACAAAUUCAAAAAGGUUAUAAUUAAAAGUUGAAAAAACCAAUAACGGUAAGCUGCAGCCACCCACCCCCACCGAGAAAUUUGAAAUUCCCACUAUUCGUGCUAUUGGCACCUCAUUUUGGGCAGUGAGGUCGUCUAUUGAUUCUUUAUUAUUCAUAUAAUAUAUUGUUACUACAAAAUUACACUUUUACAAUGAAAAACUCAAAAUUUUUGCUAGCUAUCUCAUUCUUGCAAAAUUAAGAAAAUGGAAGUUCAUAUUGAGGCACAAGACCUGUCAGUACCCUGCUGAAAUGUGCAUGUAUACUAAUGAAUGGAGUAAGACUUCCCAUGAAUGUAGUGUACAUCAUUGAGUUUCCCUACAUAUCACCAUCUCUUAAGCUUGGUGACUUUCAAAGAUCAAUUAAACUUCCAUAAAUUUUUUCUCCAAUAUCUUUCCCUAGUUUUCUUCUUCAUUCAGAGUAACUUUUGGUCAGAAAGCCAGUUUAAAAAAAGAAAAAAAUCAGUGUUUUUUCUUCAUGUUUUACUUGUUUCAUGUCCCGAUUUUUCAUUUACCAGUAAACAUCAUUUUUACUUGUACAGUACUUUGUGCAUUUUGUUAUCUUUGGAUUAUAAGCUGUGUGAUGUGAUGAUAUAUUUCUAUAUCAUUUUAUGGGGUAAACUGGUGGUCUCACAUGACAAGAUAUUUGCUCUGUUGCUCCACACUAAUGUUAUUGUUGUUGCUUUAGAAGACAACAGUGCAAGGCAGUGUGUACUACAGAAAAAAUAGUGGCUUGGCGUCUACACAGAGAGGGGAACAAAAUCCUGAUAUCCCCCUCAAAGCCAUCCAAAUGAAUUAUAGGUUGGCUGGGAAAUAAAGUAAAUUGUUGUCACAUGCAAAUUAUAGUCUGAUGAUCAUGUGUAAAUAAUUAUAAGGAAUGUGUCUUUCAGUAAAUGUUAUAUCCAGUGCUAGAUUCUUAAAUCAAUUUGUACAACUCAUCAACUGAUCAUUUCAAUUUCAUUACAUCAACUCAAGAUUAGCUUUUUAAAAUCACAGAUGAAAUUAGACGAAAGUUUAAGAGAAUUGUAAUAUGUUUUAAAUAUUUCUAAGGAAAUUAAGAUUUGGGCAGAAUGCACAUUUUUCAAAUUAUGUCUGAAAUUGUGGUUUUUCUUACAAUAAUGCACAAAGCAAUGACAAAGAAUAUGUACAUUUUUCAUAACAAAUUUAUUAUUGAAUGUAAAAAAAAA